This is a messenger RNA of Xenopus laevis (African clawed frog), 2701 nucleotides long. It is a transcript of the gene kat7.S, whose product is annotated as lysine acetyltransferase 7 S homeolog. Lineage: Eukaryota; Metazoa; Chordata; Amphibia; Anura; Pipidae. The record is from RefSeq and is a predicted model, not a curated record. The transcript is spliced from 15 exons. Bases 486 to 2342 code for a protein of 618 amino acids.
GUGUUUCCUGCUGCGCCGUGCUUCUCUGCAGACCGAUUCACUGCGACUAACGCGGCGAGCAGCCAUUGACUUGCGCAGCGCUUUACGCCUGAUAUUCCGUUUGCUAUAGCUGCAGUCAAACCAAGGCCUGUUGUGGGUUAACUCGUGCAGAGGCGGCGAUUGGAUGUUUGUAUUCCAUCUCACGUGGUGAUUGGUUGAAACGUGCGCCGUGCGGCUUUGUAUAGGACAGCGCUUAUGUCUGUCAGGAGCAGCGCCUCGCGUGCCGCGAGAAUCUCAUUGAUUCUCAUGGGAGCCAAUGAGCUGCUUGUCCCGCCUGCCUCUCCUUACUGAUUGGCUGAGGUGGUGUAAUAACAGCAGUACUUUGUUCCGCCGCUGGGAGUCAUUCGUUGGAUUGGUUGGUGCGAUUGUUGUCCGAAUUUCUAUUGGCUACUUGGCGUUUAAGGGCGUGGUGGAAACAAAGGAAGUGAGGAAGCAGUAUUGGAAGCAUGGAAACCCAACUAAUGAGGAAUGCUGGAAGCAGUUCGGACGGGACAGAAGAUUCAGAUAUCUCUACAGAUAUGGAACACACAGACAGCUCAGAGAGUGACGGCAACUCCCGGGGUCCUGCUCGAGUCACUCGAUCCACUGCAAGACUCAGUCAGAGCUCUCAGGAUUCCAGCCCAGUCGGCAAUCUGCAAUCGUUUGGUGCAGAGGAGCCGGGCUACUCCACUCGGAGGGUGACCCGCAGCCAGCAGCAGCCCACCCCCGUGACUCCGAAAAAGUACCCACUCCGACAGACCCGUUCAUCGGGAUCAGAAACUGAGCAGGCGGUGGACUUUUGUGACAGAGAUGCUAAAAACGCCGGGGAUCACGACGAGUCGCCACCUCGCACUCCAACGGGGAAUGCCCCGUCUUCUGAGUCUGACAUCGACAUUUCCAGCCCCAACGUGUCUCAUGAUGAGAGCGUCGCCAAGGACAUGUCCCUCAAGGAUUCUGGAAGUGACCUCUCCCACAGGCCCAAACGCAGACGCUUUCACGAGAGCUACAACUUCAACAUGAAGUGCCCCACUCCCGGAUGCAACUCAUUGGGCCACCUGACUGGGAAACACGAACGGCACUUCUCCAUCUCGGGGUGCCCUCUGUACCACAACCUGUCUGCAGAUGAAUGCAAGAAUUGUGAUGAAUUUCAGGUAAGAGCACAGAGCCGAGAUAAACAAGAGGACGAGCGGAUGCUCUCACAUAGACAGGAUGAAAAUAACAGGCAUGCCACCAGACACCAGGCUCCGACAGAACGUCAAUUGAGGUACAAAGAAAAGGUCACGGAGCUGAGAAAAAAGCGCAACUCGGGCUUGACUAAGGAGCAGAAAGAGAAGUACAUGGAGCACAGGCAGACCCAUGGGGAUACAAGGGAACCUCUCUUAGAAAACUUGACCAGCGAGUAUGACCUGGAGCUGUUUCGAAGGGCUCAAGCGCGAGCGUCUGAUGACCUGGAGAAGCUGCGACUUCAAGGGCAGAUCACAGAAGGAAGCAACAUGAUUAAAACGAUCCUGUUUGGUCGAUACGAACUAGACACGUGGUAUCACUCUCCUUACCCCGAGGAGUACGCCCGCCUGGGACGACUGUACAUGUGCGAAUUCUGCCUCAAGUACAUGAAGAGCCAGACGAUCCUCCGCAGACACAUGGCUAAAUGUGUUUGGAAGCAUCCUCCAGGGGACGAGAUCUAUCGGAAAGGCUCCAUCUCUGUCUUUGAAGUCGACGGGAAAAAGAAUAAGAUAUACUGCCAGAAUCUGUGCCUUCUUGCAAAACUUUUCCUGGACCAUAAAACACUCUACUACGACGUGGAACCAUUCCUCUUCUACGUCAUGACUGAGGCAGACCACACGGGCUGUCACCUUAUCGGCUACUUUUCCAAGGAGAAGAACUCCUUCCUCAACUACAACGUGUCUUGUAUCCUGACAAUGCCACAGUACAUGAGACAGGGUUAUGGCAAGAUGCUGAUAGACUUCAGUUACCUGCUGUCUAAGGUGGAAGACAAAGUGGGUUCCCCUGAACGCCCGCUCUCUGAUUUGGGUCUCAUCAGCUACCGCAGCUACUGGAAAGAAGUUCUGCUCCGCUACUUGCACAACUUUCAAGGCAAAGAGAUUUCCAUCAAAGAGAUCAGCCAGGAGACGGCAGUGAAUCCAGUGGAUAUAGUCAGCACGUUGCAGGCCCUACAGAUGCUCAAGUACUGGAAGGGGAAGCACUUGGUGUUAAAGAGACAGGAUCUGAUUGACGAAUGGGCUUCUAAGGACGCGAAGAGAUCCAACAGCAAUAAAGCAAUGGACCCCGGCUGUCUAAAAUGGACACCUCCCAAAGGAACUUAAACCCAUUGUUGCUGUGACACGUUCCCCUUGGUUACUAUUCUCCAGUCUGUUACUUCUGCACACUUUCUAUCUAGGGACGGAAGAUCCACAGUCUGACAUUCUCCCGCUUGCUGCAUUAUAAGCCUGUGUGUGUCACGUAGGGGCAUUGUCCUGUCAUUUCCCUGGGAACUUACACCCCCCCCGGCUUAUCAUCUUGGUAAUUUGCUCCACAUUGGAUGCCUUCCACUUCUCCUUAUACUCCAGCAGCACCCCAGUGGGACACACACACACACACACACACACACACACACACACACACACACACACACACACACACACACACACACACACACACACACACACACACACACACACAGACA